Messenger RNA from Dovyalis caffra, 333 nucleotides. The record is from the annotation of a GenBank genome assembly. NCBI's taxonomy places the organism in Eukaryota, Viridiplantae, Streptophyta, Magnoliopsida, Malpighiales, Salicaceae.
GUAAAUCUGGUGGAAUGGUUGAAAAUGAUGGUUGCAAGAAGGCGCUCAGAAGAGGUGGUGGACCCAAUGAUAGAGAUUAGACCAUCAACAAGUGCCCUUAAACGGGCUCUUCUAACUGCUUUAAGAUGUGUUGAUCCAGAUGCUGAAAAAAGACCAAAGAUGAGUCAGGUAGUUCGCAUGCUUGAAUCAGAGGAGUAUCCUAUACCUAGACAGGAUCGGAGGCGCUGGAGAAGCCAUGCAGGGGAGGGUGAGACACAGAUGGAGAUUUCUGACGCUGAUAAGAGUGAUAAUCCAGAUUCGAAGUCGGAUGGGAGAAGGAACAAUAAAGCAUAG